Lathyrus sativus (Indian pea) is the source of this 936-nucleotide messenger RNA. The record is from the annotation of a GenBank genome assembly. Lineage: Eukaryota; Viridiplantae; Streptophyta; Magnoliopsida; Fabales; Fabaceae.
AUGUUAGGGGAAGUGCAACUUCAGCCUCCACCUAUUCAGCAAAACCCUAGUGACUCCGAUCCUUUACUCGCGCUGAAGUUUUUGAAUAUGGAGGAUCCUAUUCCAGCUACUGCAGAGUUGAAUGAGAAGAAUGCCUUGGCUUUAGCCAUCCUUCUCGUCGCUGAUCAACAACCUUUUGCUGUUUUAAAUCAUGCAAGUGGAACCACUGGUUGGGAAUUGGCACUUGUUAUGGCUCCCAAUUCGAAUGAGAGUGCUACAGCAGCUAGCAAAUUGGAUGGAGUUUUGGACCUGCUUACACUAGACAGCCUAUAUGACGAUGCACUCAGAAGAAACAACCAAAAUCUUAGCUAUAAUCCGUGGAAGCAAGCACUGGUGGGAGGCAUGAUACAACCUGCAAUGCACGAUCCAUUUUUUGCCUCUAAUAGAAUGGCUACUCCACCUUUAGUGCAAAUGGCAGACCGAAUUGUUCAACUAUUUGAAACCAACAGAUAUUCUGUUGUUAACAUCUUUGAUGUGACAUUGCAUCCUCAACUUAAUGUGACUGGUGUAGUUGAGGUCACCAAAGAAAGCCUAGAUAAAGCGAUAUCAAUAUGUGGACCUUACAGUGUUAGUCUAUUUCAUGCACUACAAUUUUGUGAUGCUCAUCUUGGACACAUUUUCAAUGAUGGUCCUCAACCAAUAGAAAGCGUUACUGUAUCGAUAGGUUUUUCAAUUCAGUCAGAGAAAAAAAGGGGUGCUAAGAAUGGAAAGAAGAAUCUGAAUGUGAAGCCACAAAACUUGAAGCAAAAGAGGAACCAGACAACAAAUGGUGGAAGCAGAAGAAGCUCCAUUUAUAUAGGAGUUACAAGACAUAGGUGGACUGAUAGAUUUGAAGCUUAUCUUUGGGAUAAGAGUUCUUGGAACAACAUUCAGAACAAGAAGGGAAAACAAGGUUAA